Messenger RNA from Alternaria metachromatica, 282 nucleotides. RefSeq lists its product as uncharacterized. The transcript is spliced from 2 exons. The record is from RefSeq and is a predicted model, not a curated record. Gene Ontology annotation, molecular function: agmatinase activity; metal ion binding. NCBI's taxonomy places the organism in Eukaryota, Fungi, Ascomycota, Dothideomycetes, Pleosporales, Pleosporaceae. Bases 1 to 282 code for a protein of 93 amino acids.
AUGGUCAAGGCCCGGGUAAUCGAUCGAUUGGGUAUAGCUGGAAUCAUCGACAAGCUCAAAUCUCGCGUCGCUGGAACGAAGGUCUACAUCAGUGUCGACAUAGACGUACUCGAUCCGGCAUUCGCACCUGCCACGGGAACAGCCGAAGUCGGUGGCUGGAGCACACGAGAGCUUUUGUCUAUUCUGGACGGUCUCGAAGGACUAGACGUCGUCGGGGCAGAUGUUGGUACGUAUUUUCCGAGCCCCGUUGACUUAUUAGUACGAGCACUAGAAGCUGACUGA